This is a messenger RNA of Dromaius novaehollandiae (emu), 556 nucleotides long. RefSeq names its product ankyrin repeat domain-containing protein 7-like. Gene Ontology annotation, molecular function: protein binding. The coding region runs from base 56 to 556 and encodes 166 amino acids. Lineage: Eukaryota; Metazoa; Chordata; Aves; Casuariiformes; Dromaiidae. The transcript is spliced from 5 exons. The record is from RefSeq and is a predicted model, not a curated record.
AGUAGAGAGGAAGUGCAAGCUCAAUCCUCGUGAUAAUUUUGAGAGAUCGCCACUGAUGAAGGCGGUACAGUGCCAGCAAGAACAAUGUGUCGCCAUUCUGCUAGCGCAUGGUGCCGACCCUAAUCUUGCAGAUGCUCUCGGCAACACUGCCCUUCACCUCGCUGCCCUUGCUCCUAACACCUCUCUAGCAGGGCAGUUACUGGAGCACAAUGCCCAUAUUGAUGCGCAGAAUAAGGUGGGAUACACGCCCCUCGCUCUUGCCGUGUCCGAGCAUCACAAAGAGAUGGUGGAGUUCCUGCUUAGAAAAGGAGCUGACGUGCACACUCGAGAUCAGCCUGAAAGGACCCCUCUUAUGCUUGCUGCUUCUGCUGGGGACAUGAGCAUCAUAGAAGUUCUUCUUGGCUACAGUGCUGAUCUUUCCCAGAAAGACAUUCUGGGACGGACAGCAGAAGAUUAUGCUGCUACUUCUGGGCACGCUCAUGUUAGUCAACACCUGGCAGACUGCACAGAGAAGAAAAAUGCGGGAGAAGCUUCUGCAGGUGGCAGAGCUUCCUGA